Scleropages formosus (Asian bonytongue) is the source of this 6453-nucleotide messenger RNA. RefSeq names its product casein kinase I-like. Lineage: Eukaryota; Metazoa; Chordata; Actinopteri; Osteoglossiformes; Osteoglossidae. The record is from RefSeq and is a predicted model, not a curated record. Gene Ontology annotation, molecular function: protein serine/threonine kinase activity; ATP binding. The coding region runs from base 633 to 2042 and encodes 469 amino acids. Gene Ontology annotation, biological process: protein phosphorylation. The transcript is spliced from 15 exons.
CCUUUCACUGCCCAGGACGAAGGCAGCCCGAGGAAGACAGAAAUUAAAAAUCCCCCGAGCAGAACUGAGAGCUGCCUGCCGCCUCGGCGCUCUCGCUCCGGGUGUUGAGGUGAGGUCGUCGGCACGGCGGUGACACUCGAGGGGUCAGGCUGCGGACACACGGCCGCACUGAAACGUUCCUGCGGAGUCACCUUGCUGCCGUGCCUGCGAUCGACUGGCCGUCGAGCCGCCGUCGUGUCCGGAUCCCCCCCCGCCCGUGCGUUUCCGCCACAAACCUGCUCUCGGUGCGUCCGUGCGCGAGAUGAUGUCACGUCCCUGAUUUCCUGGACAGGAUCACGCUGCCCGCUCUCCUCAUCUCUCCCGAUGUGUCAUCGCCUUUUGAUCACCCUGCCAGUAAGAGAUGGUAGCCGACGGCGCGGGUCUCUGCCUGGUGUCUCUGGACGGACGCAUUUAAUCUCUGCUUUACGCUUCGUACCUUUUGUGUGAUGACGUCUGGGCCACCUGAGACUGUCGUCCCACCCACCCUGAUGUGGAGGGCUGUGGUGACCAAUCCCCCGUCGUGGUUGCAGUGACGGGCGGCGGCAGAGUGCGCUGUCCUGGUUCCACCCCACCCGAACCCCCCAGUGCGAGCCAUGGACCCCCGGGAGAAGGAGGCGGACCGGGUGGAGCGAGCCGGCCGCAGCAAGGGGGCGCCUACUCGCAGUGGUCACACCCGGCCCUCGGGCUCCUCUGGCUCAUCUGGUGUCCUCAUGGUGGGACCCAACUUCCGCGUGGGGAAGAAGAUUGGCUGUGGCAACUUUGGGGAGCUGAAGCUGGGUAAAAACCUCUACACCAAUGAGUAUGUUGCUAUCAAACUGGAGCCAAUAAAAUCAAGAGCACCGCAGUUGCAUUUGGAGUACCGCUUCUACAAAACACUGGGCAGCACAGCGGAAGGACUACCCCAGGUGUACUACUUCGGCCCAUGCGGCAAGUACAAUGCCAUGGUUAUGGAGCUCCUGGGGCCCAGUUUGGAGGACCUCUUUGACCUCUGCGACCGUACGUUCUCCCUCAAGACUGUCCUCAUGAUCGCCAUCCAGCUGAUCUCACGGAUGGAGUACGUUCACUCCAAAAACCUCAUCUACCGCGACGUGAAGCCGGAGAACUUUCUCAUCGGGCGGCAGGGCAGCAAAAAGGAGCACAUCAUCCACAUCAUCGACUUUGGCCUGGCCAAGGAGUACAUUGACCCCGAGACCAAAAAACACAUCCCCUACAGGGAGCACAAGAGCCUGACGGGCACGGCACGCUACAUGUCCAUUAACACACACCUUGGCAAAGAGCAAAGUCGGCGGGACGACCUGGAAGCGCUGGGUCACAUGUUCAUGUACUUCCUGCGUGGGAGUCUUCCUUGGCAGGGGCUCAAGGCGGACACCCUGAAGGAGCGAUAUCAGAAGAUCGGAGACACCAAACGCAACACUCCCAUUGAGGUCCUCUGCGAGAGCUUCCCAGAGGAGAUGGCCACCUAUCUGCGCUACGUGAGGCGACUGGAUUUCUUCGAGAAGCCCGACUAUGAAUACCUGAGGACCUUGUUCAUGGAGCUUUUUGAGCGGAAGGGAUACACGUUCGACUACACCUACGACUGGGUCGGCCGACAGAUUCCCACACCGGUGGGCUCCGCCCACGUGGACUCAGGAGCAUCGGCCAUCACGAGAGAGAGUCAUGCCCAUAGAGACCGGCCAUCUCAGCACCAGCCUCAACGACAUCAGCAGACGACCGCCUCCGAACGCAGAGGAGCAUGGGAAGCGCAGCCUCCUCGGCAGACAAACUCAUCCUACCUGAGCUCCCAUCUGGCGGCGGACAGGCACGGGGGAUCAGUGCAGGUUGUCAGCUCGACCAACGGGGAGCUCAAUGCAGACGACCCGCUCGCCGCCCACUCAAACGCACCAAUCACAGCACAGGCUGAGGUGGAAGUGGUGGAUGAAGCUAACUGCGUGAAAAUGCUCAACCUGUGGUGUUGCUGCUUCUUCAAGCGAAAGCGAAAGAAGAACGCUCCGCGCCAUAAAUGACCUCCACGUCUCACCCGGCUUUUUUCCCCCACCUGCUUCCGCUUGAUUGUUUGGUUUCCAAGGAGCUCCAAUAAUGCAGCAGAGUGACAGAGAGCAGAACAAUCCUUAGCAUGUCACCGAGAAGGUGGCCCCUGUCAGCGAGGAGAGUGGUACGCACCUCCGGCCUUCAUGCAGAUCUUCAGAUGGUGAUCCUCUACGUUCUGCAACCAAACAAAUCAAAUCUUCCAAAUGGGGUACAAAGGAGUCGAGUCAUUUUGAUAUCAAGUGUCUCAGCAAGGGGUCCUGACCCCGACCACCAUCCCUGGUGGAAACAUUCUCAAUCCACUCCUACACCUCAGAAGAACCCUUUCUCCACCACUCUGUUGGGCUAGACCUCCAGAACAAGUCCUCCAAUAGGCCACACAGUGCGCCUACGUACAUAAAGUCAGACCUGACCAGUGUUGGACCUGCAGACACCUAGAGGUCACAGGCGCUUGACCACCCUCCAUCCAAUCUCCUCCAGCGGUUCCGUUCCAGCCCGUCUGCUGUUACCCAAAAUGCCUUGCUCCUCCAUCCUCAGAAGAUCCUCCUUUUGAUUUGGACGCUGCUGCUCCCUCUUGUGUCACUACUUGUUUCGUGAGGUGCCUGAUCUCGAGAGCUAAUUGCCUGGAGUCUUCUUUCCCGGGAACCGUAUGCCGCCCGUGCAGAGCUUCACUCCGGUUCCUUGCAUCGUCCUCAUCUGAGAAGAGCGGAACAACGUGCCUCACCACUGCAUUGGGGUUAAUUUGUGUGUCCUUUGUCCAUGUUGACUGCCAGACUGCUGCACACUCCUUGUUCCAGCAGGAUGCAGUCACGGUGCCAAGACCAACCGUGGCAGACAGCGAGCACCUUUUCCUCUGCAGGUAUUCCUCUCGUCUGGUCACAUACUUCUUUCACCUGACCUCAGUUCCCAAAAGUUACUCCACUGCUUUUCUGAGAAGCUGCCAGGUCUUGGAACGGUCCUCUUUUUCCUGAUGCGGUGCUCAGUCAUCUCCCGUGGUCCGAAGGGCCGUGUUUCCCCACGGACGCAAGCAUCACACCUGACGAGACUUUCCUUCUACCAGGGUCAGGGCCAACGGUUCAGCAUAGACUGUCGAAAUGCGAUCUUCGAUGGAGUGUCGAACAUUGAUUAGACUGUAGAGUCAGAAGACCAGAGCAUCUGUUUGGUGUGAUGUGCCUCAGUGCUUCACGGGUAAUUUAGACCUUUGGCUCCUUAGGAAUGAGGGAAAAGACAUUUUGACCUUGUGCCCUCGGCUUUCGCAUGGCUUUUAUACCAGUCCCUUUGAACAAAUGCCACAGCUUCAACACUGGUCACGGGGUGAAUGCCUGGAAGUACCCACAGGCAUGGGGCAGUUGCCCCGAGUUGCACGGUCCACGUUGGACAUGGGGUCCGUGCUCGGACAAGUACCCGCAGGGGUUGCAGUCGCCAGGCAGAGAGCUCUCUCAAAAACACAGGCCAAGCCCUGCAAACUCUGCUGUCUAAUGCCUUAACCACAUCCAGUCCUCUACAGUGCCCAGCAGGUGGUGUUGCGGGGCCUCCUGACCCACUGUCCACCUCUUCCCUCCCCCCCUCCCUCCCUGUCUGGCUUCUUCUCUUAUCAGCCCAUGUUGGACAAAGCCCAACACCACUGACUCCAGUCUCCUGCCAACAUUCAAGGCACCCUGUGGUUGAACAGUAAACUCCUGUUUUUUUUGUCUCCAUUUGUUGUUUCUUUUCGUUCUGUCUUUUUUCCCCUCCUUCUUUAUAAAGUUUCCUGUGAUAAUUGAAGUUUUCUCGUGAUGAGCAGUCGGGCACCAGGAGGUUUUGUUGCCAAUCUGUACCUCGCUUCAUUCUGAGUGAGACUAGGGACUGACACAAAUACUGUGUACAUUAUUUUUUUAUUUUAUUAAAAAAAAAGAUCUUUUUGUUCUUUUUUUUUUUCCCUGUUUUUCACUGACCAAGGACUUGUUCAUAAUGAAAGCAGCAGUUGCGUAAAGUGACAGCGUUGCCUUGGUUUUCCCAGCAAUGCCUGUGUACGGCAUUAAUUCUAUGGUUUUAUCACGUGGUUUAAUUUCAUUUAUUAGAUAUACUAAAUGUGAAUUGAAAAUGUAUAUACUGUUUUUAUUUUUAUUAUUAUUAACGCUGUGCUUUUUUUGGGAUGAGUAAAAUGAGCUGGUGGCUUUAACUGCACUACGUUGUCCCAGCCCUGACGUGAGGUCGCCGGUGUCGUACUGCACUGUACCUGUACUCGUGAAAACGUGCCGUGGUUCCAUCUGUGUGUUGCUCACGGUAACAAACGAUGUAAACAAAAGCCUACUGGACGUUUCUUUGGUAACUUAUAACAAUUUCAAUUUACCAAAAUUCUUUAUUUUGCAUUCCUUUGUAAUUCUGAAAGGAAUGUGUGUUCAAAUAUGUGUAAUUAUUUUGUAUUGUGUAUGUCAGCCGAGUCGGCAAAGUAAACACUAGUGUGUGAAUUCACCUGCUGGCGGGGUACGGGAAUCUGUGUCCUGUUGACUUUGUCCUCCUAGAGCCACUGGACCUGGGCGGCCACCAGCGACUUGGAGAGGGGGAACCCUUGUUUCUCCCACGUUCUUGCGUAGAUGAGUCGUGUUUCUCUGUACUGUUUUGCCUGUCUGUUUAGGUUUCUCUUCCGCGCAUAUUUUUUGUUUUUAUUUUCAUUUCUGUCCGAUGCUCUGUGCUGCAGUCUAAAUUAUUACGUGAAGUGUACUUGAAUCCUGAAGCAAGCCAGGGGAUUUGGUUUCCCUCAGGUACCCCACCGUGAUGUACUGAGACAACGGGGGUAGCCAUUGUGAUUUCCUGUGUAAAUAAGACACUCGUUGGGCCACCUUUGUGUAAAGGGUUGAGCUGUGACUGGACCAGGGCGGCGCUCGUUUGAAUGCCUGUUUGAUGGUUCAGCAUCCCAGGGGUCAGCUCGUUCUGCUGCUUACCUUCAACUAGGGCGUACUGUAGUGCAGCUGUGCUAGAGGACCAUACUGGAAGUGUUGCUCACCCCUCUACAGGGUAGUCGGAGAAGAAAACCCGACAUUUUCCAUCUUUGUGUCCUUAUGUGGCCCUGUUGACCGCUACACAAACUCUGGUUGGAGUGCCAUGAGCUCUGCUCUCCAUGUAAAAAUGCCAUGUUGUAAAGUCAAACUUCUUAUGUUCCCAAGAUGAGCAGAAUGGUUUAAAAAGUGUUUUACCACGAAGGUGUUUUGACAUAAUUUGUUGACCCUAAAUCUUCUGUUUGGGUGAAAACAUUGUCAUAGCUUGAACAAAGCACUUGGGAUUUUUUGGGCAUCAGGUAGUGUUAUAUUUCCUGAGUUCUACAUCCGACUGUCAUUUUAUAUGAGUCUGAGGUCCCUUGUGAAUAUCACCUCUUAGGAAUCUUUUUGGCUCUCUUUCCUGCAUAUCCACUGACUUUUUGUCAUUGCUCGUUUCAUAUUUUAGCACCCAUUUCAAAUACACCGAAUAUGUCAAACAUUGUACCGGUUUCCAUUAAAGUGGAGAGAUGGGCUGUUUUCCUCAAUCCGCUGAUCAGACACUACGGAAUGAUCGAGUCUCGAAUUGUUCUGUUUGGCCUUUACAGUGCUCCCAUGGUGAUCGGUUGUGUGUUUGUUUGAGUGUUAGAGUGGUGGUUAUUUUUCUUUUACCCCCACGCAGGCAGUCGAUGUCGCUGUCCUCAGAUUUAAGUUUUAACUAUUCGUCUUUCCUUCUAUCCAUGAGACUCAACAUACAUACACCGUUGAAUCUGCAAAAAUUACUGGACUGCCUCUUUGGGUUUCUUUAGUGUUAUUCCCCAACACAGUGCUUCUUAAGCAGCUCUCCAGAAAUUGACUGCUGUUUCGUUUUGUUUUCUUUUUUCCUGCCUGUGAUAAAUUAGCGAAAACCUCAGCGAUAAAGCCAAACACCUUGGUUCCUUCUGCACUGUUUAAGUUGUUAUACUGUACAGUUAGCGGGUAGGAAAUAUGACUGCAAUAUGAAAAUAAUUAUUUUUAACUAAAUUGUACAAAGUUCAUGUUUUUGUUUUAUGGUGGACACAACGGAUGAUUAACCUGUUGAUUCACUUGUUUCUUUGUGGAAGCUAUGGAACGCAGACUUGUACAGUGCUGAAAGACUUCUUCUGGCUAUGGUUCAAAGUCAUAAAACUGUAAUAUGAAUAUUAUUGUGUUGAAAUAUGAAUGUUACUUCAAAAUGUAAUUGAAUGGUUUAACUUGGUUAAGGGCUUCAAUUGUGAAGGACUCUUGGGUUUUUUUUUUUUUUUUGUUUUAUUUUUAUUGCUGUUUUUAAGUUCCAGAAAGAUUACGAUCCUGAUACUUUGUCUAUUUUCCAAAGGCUUCGUGUGAAACUUGUCACAUGUGACCUUUCAGAAUUUCACUUUUUAUUCCCUCAUCACGUAAAGGGAAACUCAAGUUU